Molecule: messenger RNA, 909 nt
Organism: Colletotrichum fioriniae
Lineage: Eukaryota; Fungi; Ascomycota; Sordariomycetes; Glomerellales; Glomerellaceae
Source: RefSeq, a predicted model, not a curated record
AUGUCUCGCAAUCUGUACGAUCCUCCUUUCCACUACAGUCCACGGAGGCCUUACCCAGCGCGAUACGCGCCGCUGCCCUCGCCGCUUGAGAUUGAGGCAUAUCUCGCGCCGUACUACUACGUGCGACCGCCGCACGAACGGGCAUCCUCACCGACCGUGAGCCCCUUAUCGAGCGGCCGACACCGGGAGAAUACCGAGGCCAGGGAACGCGGGGACCGCCCAGGCGAAGCAAGCGAAGACGAGAUUGAGCGCGUUCAGAAAGCCGUGGGACGCCUUUCGCUCGUUCAACAGGCUCCGCGAGACCCAGAAGCCUCUGCCCGCAGCCGCCAGUAUCGCCUUAUCCAGAUCAGGUUAUUGCUAGUUCAAGUCCAUGACCAGCUUGAAAUUGCACACGAGGUCUACGAAGCUGCGUUCAAAAAGUUCCUGGGGCAGGUGGAGAAAAACAAGGAGUCCAGCCCAGAGACGCGGAAUCAUAUCUGGGUCGACAUGCUGUCGAAAGACGCAGAGAAAGGCAAGAAGGCGGCGUACAUGGAAAGAUCACCACUACCGCUUAACUUCGAUACGGCAAUGGCGCAGGUAGAGACAUGUUUGCAAUCACUUGAAGGUGCUCAGAUGAAGAACUCGCCGCUAGCCUCCGGCUUUGACGACAGAUCACCAGACGCCGAGGGCCACUUCAAGGUGGUCAUUGACGCUGUCAAGGAAGUAGUCGACCUGGCCGCAAAAGCCCCAGAAGAUAAUCUCGUUUGCGAAGAUCUGGUGGCGCGCCUCGACAGAGCUCGGAGUCUGGCCGAUACCACUUCCAAUAUUUGGAAAGCCGUGCUGCAUAAGUUGCCGGCUAGAAGCUCGGGAACCACAAAGUCCAAUGAUCCAAGUUGGAACGGCAAUGGCGAAGAACAGCCCGCAUCUUAG